This is a messenger RNA of Rhagoletis zephyria (snowberry fruit fly), 9709 nucleotides long. Its product is annotated as Down syndrome cell adhesion molecule-like protein Dscam2. Gene Ontology annotation, molecular function: protein binding. The record is from RefSeq and is a predicted model, not a curated record. Lineage: Eukaryota; Metazoa; Arthropoda; Insecta; Diptera; Tephritidae.
CACUUUACGGAAGGAAAUAUAACGGGAGUGUUCACUACAACAACACCUGCUAUAUAGUCCUUCGUGGGUCCUUUUUAACUAAAUAAAAUCGAGUCUUCCAUUGCAUCACAAAAAGUUGUUCACUGUUGUUUUUGUUGAGAAGUAUUUUGGUAGUUCUUGCGUUUUUUUUAGUUUGUUUUUGUACUCGUAUGCCUUCCAAUGCGAAUAAGGAAUACACAUACAGCGAUGGAUGAUAAGCAAACGAUUGGGAAAAUGAGUAAAAAGCGGAAAAUUUCAUUUAAUUAUGCAGCGGCCAAGUUGUGUAAGACCCGAGUGAGGCCGCCAGUUGCCAGCGAAACGGUGAACGACAUUGCGUUAUUCUUGCUGGUGGUACUUGCCAUCAUUACGUCAACCAAAACAGAUGCUUCCAACUACUUUGACACUCAAGGGCCUAAUUUCUCGCAUGAACCGCCAUCGCGUAUUGAAUUCACCAACAACGCUGGCAGCAUUGCCGAUUGUAUAGCGCAUGGCAAUCCGCCACCGAAUGUCGAAUGGCUGGACAAGGAUAAUAAUCCCAUCACCUCAAUAUCAAAGGUCCGUCACAUACUCGCCAAUGGUUCGCUAUAUUUCCCACCAUUCGAAGCGGAAGAGUUCCGGCAAGAUGUACAUUGGUCAGUGUAUCAUUGUGUGGCCAGUAAUGCUGUGGGUACAAUCGUUUCCAGGGAUGUUGUUGUUAAAGCAGUUGUAAAUCAACGCUAUGAGCCGGAAGUGCAAAAUCCAGGCGGUUUUAUUGGCAGCAAUGUAUUGAUUAAGUGCAAUAUACCGUCGUUCGUAAAGGAGUAUGUAACGGUGACAUCAUGGCUACAGGAACCAAAUUUCAACAUAUAUCCUUCGCUGGAGGGAGAUGGCAAGAAUCAUAUGCUACCGACCGGCGAACUUCUGGUUUACAACAUCACACGCACCGAUGCGCAUAAAGUUUAUCGCUGCCGCACCCAUCACAAGCUAACGCAGGACUCUGUUGUAAGCAGCAAUAUGGGCAAAAUUCAAUUGACUGAAAUGCGUGAACUUGUGCCACCAAUUAUGAAUGAAAAGGCCACAAGUAUAGUGGCGCGCCUGGGCGAUCCUGUUGUUGUGCCAUGUGUGGCCUAUGCCAACCCGAAGCCAGUCUAUCGCUGGCAUACGAAACGUCCAAAUAACGAGGAAUCCAUACAACAUCUGCUGGCGACGGGACGCGCCAAAAUUAAAGAAGGCACUCUAAUUAUUACCGCAGUCGAUCGGUCCGAGAGUGGGGCGUUCUUCUGCACUGCCACCAACUCGGAGGGCAGCGAAACUUUGGAAGUACAAAUUGCUGUUACAUCGCAGCUCACUGCCAGCAUACAACCCACCAUACAGACAGUGAAUUUGGGGAAAACUGCAAAUUUGAUGUGCAGCAUUUCGGGAUUCCCAAAACAGAGCAUCAUUUGGCUGAAAGAUGGCCAACCACUGCGCUCCGGCGCGCGUGUUCGAUUGCUGUCCACAGAACAUAUUCGCAUUACGUCCAUUACCAAAGAGGACAAGGGCAUGUACCAGUGCAUUGUGAAGAAUGAUCUAGAAUCUGCGCAAGGUACCGCCGAACUACGACUUGGAGAGGUAGCACCGCAACUGAUUUACAAAUUCAUCGAACAAACUAUACAACCCGGCCCAUCAGUAUCGUUGAAAUGCAGCGCAAGUGGCAAUCCAACACCAAAAAUUGUCUGGCACUUAGACGGAUUUCCUCUACCAAAUAACGAUCGACUCAUGAUUGGCCAAUAUGUCACAAUGUUCGGCGAUGUUAUAAGCCAUGUUAAUAUAUCUGCGGUUAAAUCGGAGGAUGGCGGUGAAUAUGAGUGUAAGGCCAUUUCGCGGGCAGGUGAAGCAUCGCAUUCGGCGCGUUUAAACAUUUACGGUAUGCCAUACGUGCGCAUGAUGCCAAAACUAUCUGCAGUGGCGGGAAAGACAUUUUUUUUGAAAUGUCCCGUGGCAGGAUAUCCUAUCGACAGCAUCAUCAUAGAGAAAGAUGGCGUCAGAUUGCCCACAAAUAUAUGACAGCGUGUUCAGAACGGCACCCUGCUCAUCGAGAAUGUGCAACGUACCGCAGAUCAGGGUACCUAUACUUGCAUCGCCCGCAAUAAACACAACUACACAGCGCAACGUACUGUCGAGGUGAAAGUUUUGGUUCCCCCACGCAUUUCACCAUUCAGUUUCGAAGAGGAAAUCACCGAGGGUAUGCGCACCCAGCUUAUGUGCUCAAGUAGUCAGGGGGAUCAGCCGUUCAACAUAACAUGGCUAAAAGAUGGCACACCCAUAUUGGACAACGCUGUCCAACAAACACCCAUCGUUAAUAUAGCAAAUGAAUUGGGUGGUGGUCGUUCACAGAGCAGUGGCAUUGCCAGUGGCAACGGUGUUGGCGGUGGAAGAAGUUACAGUCCAACAGAUGGCUCGCUCACCAUCAACGAGUAUGCACCAUUUUCCAGUAUCAUCUCUAUACAUAAUGUGACAUCACGUCACAAUGGCAACUACACGUGUCGUGUCAGCAAUCGUGCGGGAUCCGUUGAGUAUACGGCGGUACUAUCCGUUUCGGUCCCACCACGUUGGAUACUUAAACCCACCGAUCAGGAUGCCAUACUCGGAAAUCCUGUAUCGAUUACAUGUAAAGCUGAUGGAUUUCCCAUACCCACGGUACAAUGGAAACAGUCGAUUGGCGACUCUGGCGAAUAUCGUGAACUUAGUUAUGGCAUAGGAAACGGCAACUCGCAAUCGGUAAUUGAAACAUAUAACAACGGUUCGCUGAUCAUCCCCAAAGUCGGACGUGAACACGAAGGCAGUUAUCUGUGUCAAGCGAGUAAUGGUAUUGGUGCAGGUUUGAGUACGCUUAUAAAACUAACUGUGCAUGUUGGCCCGUCAGUGACAGUUUCAAAGAAGCAAGUAUCCGUGCGCCGCGGUGAUCGUGUCACACUGCGCUGUGAAGCUGAUGGCGAUCAGCCGUUGAAUAUCACAUGGCGUGCCAAAGCCAAUCACAUUGAUCCAUCCUAUGAUAUACGCUAUCAUAUCAAAGAUUCACCGCUUAGUCGUGGCACGGUUUCGGAAAUGACAAUUCUUCAGACGAUUCUCAACGAUCGUGGCGAAUAUACUUGUGUUGCUACCAAUAAUUAUGGUCACGAUCGUGCAGGAAUUCAUCUACAGGUGCAGGAACCCCCGAAUUUCCCUGUUAAUCUGCAUGUGACCGAUUUAGGCAGUCGUUCGGUGACGCUGGCGUGGUCACCCAAUGAUCAAGAUUCCAUAUUCAUGAGUAAUGGAGGUAAUAAUCGGGACUCACAACCGAUAUCGAAUUAUAUUUUGCAGUACAAGAAAGCUGGAGAUGUCUGGCAUGAGCACAACAACCAAAAGUUGUUGCCCGGCGAUAAGACAACUGCCCAAAUAGGUUCGCUACGUCCCGCGCAGGCUUACCACUUCCGCCUCUAUGCCGAGAAUCACUUGGGCACAAGUGCCCCGAGUGACAUAUUACUCGUACAAACUGAUGCUGAAGUGCCAAGUGGUCGACCGCAGGACGUUUCAGCCGAACCGCUCGGGCCCCAACAACUGCUCAUCACUUGGAGGCCGCCAGAACGUGACACAUGGAAUGGUGAACUGUUGGGUUACACAAUUGCCUAUCAGCGGCAUGGCGCUGCGGAUAGUGUACAAAACUUCACAAAAGUCAGUAGUUUAGGUGGUGAGGGACUAAACGAUUUUCGACUUACGGGCUUGGAGAAAUACACUCAGUAUGCCAUAACCGUAUCUGCCUUUAAUGUGAAAGGCGAUGGUCCACGAAGUGAAGUGACUAUGGGUCAUACUUUAGAAGAUGUGCCAUCUGCGCCACCACAAGGCGUCACAUGCAUUGCUCUGACCGCACAAAAUAUACAAAUAUCCUGGCAAGCGCCACCCAAAGAGUCCAAUCAUGGCAUCAUACAAGGUUAUAAGCUACUCUACGAACCCGGCAACAUCGAAUCCGAGUAUGGCACACGCGAAACUAAGAUCACUUCUGCGCUGAGUACUGUACUCCAUGGCCUGCAACCCUUCACCAAUUAUAGCGUGCAAGUAUUGGCAUUUACCAGAGCUGGUGAAGGCGUGCUCAGUUCUACUGUAUCUUGCACCACAGAGGAGGCAGUACCAGAUGCACCUGAGCGCGUUAAGUCAGUCGUUAGCAGCGAAUCCUCGGUUAUAAUCAGCUGGUUGCCACCGCGCAGACCAAAUGGUAUUGUCACUAAAUACAAUGUUUACAUACGUAUACUGGAUAAGGGCCAAGAAUUGAAAAUUCUCAAAGAAGUGCUGCCAGCUAACAAUCGACACUUCGAAGCUAAAGAUUUGAUGGCGCGUGAAACUUACGAAGCUUGGGUUACUGCAGCGACACGUGUCGGGCAAGGACCCAGCACGCCAGUUAUUAAAUUGGUACCGAGUAAUUCGGUACCAGCGGCCAUAAUUUCAUUUAGUCAAACAUUGAGCAUCAGCUGGCGUGUGGAUCUUAAGUUGGCUUGUGUUUUCGUGGGCAACCCAAAACCCAAUCCUGAGUGGAAGGUUUUAAAUGCGCGAUCAAAAAAGCAUUUUCGCUUGGAGGUGAGCAAUGAUAAUACGUUAACUUUGCGUAAUAUACAGCGAUCGCAUGAGGGCAACUAUUCGUGUGUGGUGCGAAAUUCGAUUGGCUCGGACCAUAUUGUCUAUCAAGUAUAUGUACAAGUACCACCAUCUGCACCCGUCCUUUCCGUGAUCGGCAGCACCACCAAUUCCGUAUCGCUGCAGUGGCGUGUGGAAGACAUUGGUGGUGCCCCGCUGCGUGGUUUUACAAUGACUUACCGCAAGGAGUUCGGUGACUGGGAAGAGGUACAACUCGAUCGACGCGUUAACUCCCAUCUGAUUGAAAGUCUGGAUUGUGGCACACGAUACCAAUUUACAAUGGUAACUUUCAACAAAAUUGGCACCAGUGAAACAAGCGCCAUCGAGACGGCAAAAACAAAAGGCAAUAAACCCAUCUCGCCACACAAGCAAAGUCUUAUACGUUCAAAUAUAACAUCCGCAUUGUUGGAGCUAUCAUCUUGGCAAGAUGGUGGUUGUCCAAUACAGUAUUUCAGCAUUGAGUUUAGGCGCUAUGGCAUUUCCAGCGAUUGGAUCAUCGUCUCUAGUCGCAUAGAGACACACACACGCUAUACAAUUGGUGACUUGGAGCCUGGUGCUGCUUAUAAUUUGCGCGUUUCGGCACAUAACAACGCAGGAUCCACAAUUAAGGAAUACUAUUUUGAAACUUUACACUUCAAUGGUCUUUCUGCCGAACUGGAUCACAGCGACUUACCUGAGGUACGGACACUCUUCCGAGACGUACACCUGAUAGCGGUUAUUAUUACAUCUGUGUUCGGCACGAUCUUGGCUAUAAUUGGCGCUUGCAUUUGCUUCAAGAACUAUCCCCGCCAGCUAUUUGCACGGAAUGUCGACUCGAUGCGGCCACAUGGCGCUGACGGCAAGGAUAUCCAACAUCGCGAACAAUACUACGGUACGGUACGCAAAUCAUGCCAGCAAUCACCACCUGAAUCGGUUGCUGGGCUUGAACGCAUACCUGAAUACUCUGAAGAUAUCUAUCCUUACGCUACAUUCCAUUUACCAGAACAUGAAAAUCAAUCGGCUAACAUACCACUCAGCCGCAAAGGAGGCCUACCGGCUAUGUACGAUCCGCGCGGUGGCAGCGUCGGUGGCGGUGUCAUAGAUGACAACACACUCUCCAGCACCGGCGCCAAGGUGAAACGUUCUGUCUCAGCUGGUAUUGGCAGCAGCAACUCAAAUGCGAACUUAUCCGGUGGACCGGGUGCACCAUCGGGCGAGUGUAGUCAUACGAAUACUGAGAAACGGCAUAAACGACGCUCUAAAGCGAUAAAAUCCGAGUCAGAGGAGUACGAUAGCUUGAACAGCGACAGUGAUUUGAGUGGCGAACGCAUACGUGAGCGAGAACGCGAAGAAAGUCGUAGCGGCCGAGAAUCCUCGUCACAUCUGGACGAUGGUGGCUACAAUCCUCACGGCCAUAGUCCUUGCGGUGGUGGCAACGCAGGAGGCAAUAAGGAACGCCUUUCCGUAUUCAGUAGGCCUCAACUUCAUAGUAACAGCAUGGACCCCGUGCCCUUCGACUACCGGCUCUUUGACGCGCCAGCAAAACAACCGAAACCAACAAUUGCCUGUGGUGCACAGUCACAGUCGCAUCUCCACCACCACCACCAACGACAAACAUCAUCCACAUCAACUUCCACAUCCACAUCUACCCAAAAUUCAACCAACCAUACAAAUAUGUCCAGCGGUCUAUCCGGUGGCAAAGUACGAUCAAAAACUUCCGAUACUAAUUCCAACAGCGGCAGUAGUCUCCUCCUCGCUGGCGAGUACCAAUACUCAACUAACAGCGUCCCCGCCCCGCAUAUUGUCCAGUCGGGUUCAUAUGUCGAAAUUCUGAAGCACGCCACACCCCACUCCACAAAUAUGACCAAUAUUGCACAGCAACAACAACAUCAACAACCCGCAGCAACACAAGCGCCGAACACUAAACGUGGCGGAUCAAGUGGCGGCGCUGGUGCAAAUGCCGUCAUAGGUGGUGCAGCGCUAGCUUGUCACAAUAAAAGCUAUGGUGACUUUCUAACCAUUACACCACGUCGCAAAGGCAAAUUGCUUUCGUCCAGCUAUGGUGACAAGCAUGGUGGUGUUGGUGGCGCACUCGAUGGCAGCAAUCAAGACAACUAUCGCCAUCAUCUACCCACCAGCAUUGAGCCGCUACAUCUACUAGGCAUACCCAACGACAACAUGUCCACUUUCUUCGACUAUCGCGCCAUGGAGACGCUGAGCAAUGCCGAUACGCUAGCUAUAGGCAGCAGCCUCUCGGGUCAUGCACACAUCAAGGGCAAGGCAUACGACAGCAGCAUAUCAUCGUGUUUGAACGCGAACAACUAUGGAGAGUCCACGCAGAGCAGCAGCAGCAGCACAGCCAUUGCUGAUGAAUUCCACAAUAUAAUCAGCGAGAAAAAUCUAAGUCCACCUUCAGCGUUCAGUGAUAACAACAGCUGUCUACCAAAGAGUAAAGUCUAAUUUCUUUGGGCGGCGAUAAGUCAAGCAGUCAAUGAAGAUCAUAUCAAAAGCAUUCAAUAACGUAAUCGAAGAACUGAAGAAUUCUGCAUAUCAAGCAUAAAGAAUUAAAUAUAGAGUGGCGUUGUAGUUAGACACUGGGAUUGCGCCGCACAGUGGUCGGAGAAGCCAUGUUUUACGCGCGAAAUUAGAAGGGCUGCUAUGAUUAUAAAAAAAAAACUACUUGAUCGUAGUAUUGUUGUACUGCUUAAUCCGAAUAUGCCAUAAAAUUUAUGGUUUGACGUUUGAGAGCUUUCAAAUCAACUGUCAAUUUCUCUAAAAUUAAGCAUAUCUUUUUGAAAAUACCACUGAUUACGUUUUUUGACAUGCUGAUCACGAAUUUUAUGUCAAAUUAAACCCCUGACAGUUGACAGCUGUCAAAUGAACUAUGAAUGUUACUAAAAAUAAUAGAAUAUUUUUAGAAAUGUCACUGAAUAGGUUUUUAGACAUGCUGAUAAGGAAUUGCGUGUCAAGUUAAAAUCCUCAGAGUUUACAACUGUCGAAGGGGCUGUCAAUUUCUCUAGAAAUAAGGAAAAUUUCCCACAAAUUAAACGUACUAUGUUUUAAGGCUCACUCAUCUCGAGUUAUGUAUCACAUGAACACUUUUUCAAUUGACAACUGUCAAAUCAACUGUUAUUUUCAGUUAAGUAACACAAUAGAUAUUUUUUUUAGCAAAAUCGUAGUGAGCAAACUUAAGAACCUCUAAAUACCAAAUUUCAAGAAAAUUCAGUAAUUUUUUAAUUCUUGGACGCCAUAUUGGAUUCGUUAUUGGAUUUUUUAAAAUUUACUUCAGCUUUGUGAAGACACAUCUUAUAAAUAAUAUGAUGCCAAAUAUAGAAUAAAUUACAUUAAUCUUUAAUAUUUUAAUACACUUAAUGUUAUUUGGAAAAACUGCUAAAGUUGGUCCAGUGAAAUAAAAAUUAACGCCACUCUUUUUGGCGCGAGUAUGCGCGAUCUUUCUUUUCGCAGAUCCUUAAAGGGACCUUUGCAUUUUUUUUUGUUAAAGGAAUGAAGAUCUUACUCGGUCCUACAAAUUAGUUACAUCUUUCUGAAGAAAAUAUUGCUAGAAAAAUAAGCCGUGUUGAUAAUUUAGCAACCAAGUUUUAUUAUGUAAUGUUUUAUAUGAAAUUAUUAUUUUCCAUGUUUAAGAACUAAGACCAAACCAGCAAUUACGGUUAUAAUUGAAUGUUUCCAUAAAAAAAUUUUUGAGAAAGCUAUCAACUCAUAACUGUUAGAAUGCGCCACGAUCGAAUUCGUUGAACUAACCGGUUUUGAGUUCGUUGGACAUUUCUGAAUAAGAAUACAUAGCUUUAUUCCGGUUAAUUUACCACAGUUUUAAAAUAUGCCUUUUUCGCGUAAAAUAUGGUUUCUCCGACCACUGUGCGCCGAUUUAAUGCAUAGAAAAAAAUGGGAAAGGAGUCAACUAAAUAAGCGAAAAGAAAUUUAAGACUUUAUUGAAGCAUUUAAAACAGCGGAAAUAUAAUCUUGAAAAUUACAACAACAACAAAAAAACUAACAAAUUUUGUGCAUAACUAUUUAAGUCAAAUUACAAGUACAUAUGUGAGGAUAUGGGUACAUAUAUUUAAAAUUAAAUGACUGGUGUGAUUUUACAUGAAAUUCACAAAAAAAAAUCCAACAAAAAAGCGUUAUUGCAGUAGUAGUCUUGCGUAGACCAUUUAAACCACAAAUUAAACUAGUGUAGAUACUAAAAAUAUAUAUGUAAAUGGUUAUGUUUGUAUGUACUACUUAGACUAUCUAUUUAAAUUUAUAACAAAUACUCAUUGCACUUAACGUAAGUAACGCAUAGUUAAAUUAAUUAGGUGUAAAAGUUAAACAUUUUUUUCGUUAUGGAAUGGUCCCAAGGCACUUGGAAAGUAACUGAAGAUAAGUGAGAAACCGGUGUAGGAAUAUCAUAUGAAAAAAACUUCAAUGAAGUAUUUGAACUUAUUUGCAUUUAAUUAGAUAAAUCGGCAAAAAUGUAUGUAUGUAUUUGUACAAUUUUCAACAUAUGGGAGGCAAUAAAACUCUGCCUAACAACAGCCCUAAAUGCUAUCCUCAACCUAUCGACCUUCACCUGAAAGAAGUGGCUACGAAAUCAGCGGUCAGACUCAGAAUGUUAAACCCUUGGGGGGCCAGGUACUUUAAAAAUAGUUUGAUCAUUGACAAAAUACAAUUAGGAAGAGCGACAGAUCAUAUGAGAGGCCGUGUAGACCAGUGUUGCCAGGUCUUCGGCAUGAAAAAAAACUUGGUCUGAAUAAAACGUCAUUUCUUACCCAAAAAACAUCUUUUCCAAAUGUAUGCACACAGAAUUGUUAUUAUUAAACUUUUAUUGUAUACAAAGGUACAUACAUAAACAGUACGUAAGGUAUAUUAAAAUGUCAUUUCGACACAUCACAUAGUAUCGAAUUCAUUAUAAUUGAUCAAUAUGGUGAAUACCACUAUUGUAAACUGGUUUGAGAUCGUUAAUAUAAAAAUCAUUUUAUACAUACACUUGUGAUUGUGUGCUGAUUAUGUCAUAAACAUUUUGAUCGAUUUUGGUUCUUUUUCUUUUGUUUAUUUAAUGUUUAUUAUUUUUCCGUAAAAGCCUAGC